AGAAGAAAAACCAACAGGAAGAAGUCGUUGCAGCCGCCAUUAACAUCUUCUGGGUUUGGUUGUUUUCUGUCAGAUUGUAAAAAUAUUAAUUUACGAAUUCUUCUUUCGUAGCAUAAAAAUCAUGAAUUAAAUAUAUUGGUGAGCCACAAGCAAAAAGAAAAUAUCUGUUGAUAUUUAUUUGGUUUAAGUAAGUAUUUUCGCGGUGACUCGGGAGGGUGUGGUUCGGAAAUAAAGAGUAACUGUUAUUAAUAAUAAUAUACAUCGAAAUCGGAUUUGGUUGGAAUCUACAACAAAAUGAAGAACACUUUCAAACCCGCUCUGUUUGUAUUACUAAUGUGUGGUGUGUUUGGUGCUGAUGAAGUGAAGGCAGUGUCAGUGAUGGAGGGAGAUUCUGUCACUCUAAACCCUGAUCUCACUCAAAUACAGGGAUUUCUUGAGAUAGAGUGGCAUUUUAAAGAUCAACUCAUUGCUUAUACUGAUGGAAGUAAGCCCACAUAUCCUGAAGAUGAGAGAUUCAGAGACAGACUGAAGCUGGAUCAUAAGACUGGAUCUCUGACCAUCACGAACAUGAAAACCAAACACUCUGGACUGUAUAACCUACAGAUUGAACUCAACAGUGGGCUCUUACCUGUGAAUUUCACUGUCACUGUCUAUGAUUCUCCAUCUGUUAUUGAUGCUGUUAAAGGUGAAAUGAAGAUCGAAUCAGUGAAGGAGGGAGAUCCUGUCACUCUUCAGACUGAUGUUACUCAGCUAUCCAGAGAUGAGCUGAUAGUGUGGAGGUUUGGAGAAGAAGGAAAACUCAUAGCUAAAGCUGAUAUAGAGGCUAAGAGCUCACCAUUAUAUGAUACUGAAGAGAGUUUCAGAGGCAGACUGGAGCUGGAUCAGACUGGAUCUCUGAUCAUCACAAACACCAGAACCACAGACUCUGGACUUUAUAAAGUGAAGAUCAGCAGGAAAAACCAGACCGUAUACAAGAGAUUCACUGUUACUGUCAGUGAUCAGACACGCGAAUCAGGUCUGUCUUCAGGUGCUGUAGCAGGGAUUGUUGUUCUGCUGUGUGUUGCUGCUGCUGCUGCUGCUGGUGUGAUUUACUAUCGCCACAAGAUCUCUGAACUACAAAAGCAAACAUUGACAGUGAAAGAGGGAGAUCCUGUCACUCUGAAGCCUAAUAAAGAAAUAAAGAAAGAUGAUAAGAUAGAGUGGCAGUUUGGAGAUAAAAGCAGCAGACUAGCAUAGCUGACAUCAGAACAGAGACCGAGAGAUCGUUACAUAUGACUAUGUUGCUGGUGAGAGAUUCAGAGACAGACUGGAGCUGGACAAGGCGACUGGAUUUCUGACCAUCAGGAACAGCAGAACUGAACACUCUGGACUCUAUACACUACACAUCAGAUCCAGCGGUGGAGAUUCAAAGCAGAGAUUUGUCCUCACUGUCAAAGAAAAUGUGGAGGUGAAAUCAGUAGAAGGAGACUCUGUCACUCUAAAGCCUGAUACUGAAAUACAGAGAUGAUCUGAUGCUGUGGACGUUUGGAGAUCAAGACAGUCUCAUAGCUGAAAUCAGAGGAGAGACUGUGGCGAAAUAUGAUGAUGGUGCUGGUGGGAGAUUCAGCGGCAGACUGGAGCUGAACGAGACUGGAUCACUGACCAUCAGAGACAUCACAGCUCAACACACUGGACUCUAUAAACUACAGACCAUCAACAGCAGCAGAGGGACCUUGUGCAAGAAAUUCAGGGUUUACAUGCCAUGUUCCUCAGGAAAGCCAGUGAAUAAAUCAGCGUCGGUACAGAUACCGCUGCUGGGUAAACAAGUUCCUGAUGGAGUGAAAGAGCAGGAGAAGAAGAGUUCAGUUUAACAACAUAAGCCCGCCCACUCCUGUCAAUCACUCUGACAUCAUCCGCUCCAGCUCCAACACAAACAUGCUUCUGCUUUAAUGAGCCUCCAGACUCCGUCCAGAGAACCUGUUGUUAUCAGUCUGACUCUCACAGAUCUGAUUCUGUGUGACUGGAGACAGUGAGGGUCAGAAAGUGCUUUUUAUAAGAUGUUUUACCGCAGCUGUAUUUCUCUAACCACUGCAUGUGCUGAUUUUAUAUCAUUAACACCAGUUUAAUGUUUAUGAUUACAGUGUGUCUCAAAUCUGAGAUCACAUGAUCUUCUCCUUCGUGUGUGUAUAGUGCCUUUGUAUUCAAGCUGAAGCUCUUCAAAUAGCCUUAUUGCACUUGUAGCAAAACAGAUGGAAAAACACCUUUGUUCAGUUCUAGUAGUGAUAUGAUACACGAGCUUUGUGUUGAAUAAUAUUGAUGUGAGAUACUGAUAUGCGAUGAUCUUAUAUCUGAUCAUUUCUGUCGUCUGGUGGACAAACACUGAUACUGCUUUUGCUUCCUAACAACUGUUUAAACAUGCAACGCAUAAACAAUAUACCUAUACAUAUAUAUAUAUAUAUAUAUAUACACGUUUGAAUGAGUUAUAUACGUAUUGACCCGAA
Onychostoma macrolepis is the source of this 2480-nucleotide messenger RNA. RefSeq lists its product as uncharacterized. The transcript has 7 exons. The record is from RefSeq and is a predicted model, not a curated record. The coding region runs from base 295 to 1236 and encodes 313 amino acids. Lineage: Eukaryota; Metazoa; Chordata; Actinopteri; Cypriniformes; Cyprinidae.